Messenger RNA from Rotaria sp. Silwood1, 999 nucleotides. Lineage: Eukaryota; Metazoa; Rotifera; Eurotatoria; Philodinida; Philodinidae. The record is from the annotation of a GenBank genome assembly.
AUGCAGACACUUAGAAACUUUAUAUCAUCAAAAUUAAGUCAUAAAUCAAAACAUAAAGAUAAAGACGAAGAUAAAUCCUUGUCAUCAGUGAUAGCAACAAAUGCAACAUUAGCCAAUACUCGAUCAGCUGAAAAAGGUUCAUUCGGACGUGUUAUGCUUGUUAAGCAUGUAUCCAAUGGAACUUUCUAUGCAAUGAAAAUUCUUGAAAAACAACAAAUUUUUAAAUUACGACAAAUUGAACAUACUCUCAAUGAAAAACGUAUUCUUCAAGCUAUUUCUUUUCCUUUUAUUGUCAAUUUGAAUUAUCAUUUCAAAGACAAUUCCUAUUUAUACAUGGUUUUGGAAUUUAUACCCGGUGGUGACAUGUUUAGUCUUUUACGUAAAGUCGGUCGAUUUAGUGAACAACAUGCGCGGUUUUAUGCAGCUCAAAUUGUAUUAACGUUCGAGUAUCUUCAUUAUUUAGAUAUAAUUUAUCGAGAUCUUAAACCUGAAGAUUUGUUAAUCGAUACUGGUGGUUACUUAAAAGUAACUGAUUUUAGUUUUGCAAAAAAAAUCACAGGUCGAACCUGGACAUUAUGCGGUACACCAGAAUAUUUGGCACCAGAAAUAAUUUUAGCACGAGGAUGUAAUAAAGCAGUUGAUUGGUGGGCAUUAGGUAUAUUAAUAUAUGAAAUGUCGGCUGGCUAUCCACCAUUUUUUGCUGAUCAACUAAUUGAACUUUAUGAAAAAAUUGUAUCAGGCAAAGUCCAAUUUCCAUCACAUUUUAGUAGUGAUUUAAAAGAUCUAUUACACAAUCUUCUUCAAAUUGAUGUAAGAAAACGUUAUGGAAAUUUAGCAAAUGGUGUUGAUGAUAUUCAAAGUCAUCAAUGGUUUUCAGGUACAAAUUGGAUUGGUAUAUAUCAACGACAGGUAGAAGCACCAUUUGUACCGAAAACAAAAGGACCCGGUGAUGCAAGUAAUUUUAAGGAAUAUGAAGAAGAACCACGUAAGAAAAUUUAA